This is a messenger RNA of Trichoderma atroviride IMI 206040, 1135 nucleotides long. RefSeq lists its product as uncharacterized. The record is from RefSeq and is a predicted model, not a curated record. Lineage: Eukaryota; Fungi; Ascomycota; Sordariomycetes; Hypocreales; Hypocreaceae.
AUGCUGGAAGCCGCUGCGGGCGACCACAUCGCCCUCAUCCACCUGGAGAACGGCCACACGACGCUGCCGCAGAACCAGCCCAGGAAGCCGCAGAACCGCGGCACCAUCUUCCUCUACGGCACCAGCCAGCCCAAGGAGAACGAGCGCCUCUUUGACGUGCAUCUUGUCUGGAACAAGGCCGGCACGGGAGGCGACAAGCGCGGCGUCCUGCUGGGCACGCGGAGCUACGACGACGGCAAUUGCUACCAGCCCAACAACGGUGCUCUCAGCAUUGAGCGAGCCGCCAGACUGGCCCCUGAGGGUGCCGACCACAACACUGAGCUCGGCUGCCAGUCCACCAUCCAGCUGCCCAGCGACCUCAAAGCCGGCUCCGUCUACACAAUCUACUGGUACUGGGACUGGCCCGACCUGGACGCCACCAACAUCGACUUCCAGGCGACCACAAAUGGCCUGUACCCCUGGGCCGGCACAUUUAUGCGCGGCGAGAAGGACCCCCACGGCUUCACCAUGGCUGCCAUUUCCAAGAACGAGAGCUACGCCAGCACCAUCGAUAUCAAGAUUACAGGUGGCGGCUCGUCUUCGGCCAAGCACGCCAACAUCAACGGCGAGUUUAUCGAAAAGCAGAACAUCUACUCCAUGGCCAUCAAGGACCAGAUGGUUGGCAACUUCCAGGUCGACAUUGAUGCCAAUGGAGGAGCCAAAGGCGGCCCUGGCGCAACUCCCGUCACUUCCACUUCGGCUGCUCCUCACGAGGCGCACACCUCGGCUGCCAGGCAGGGAAUUGCCCAGCCAUCUGCCGCUCCAACUGGCAAUGCUCCCGAGCAGCCAUCAAAAGCCUCUGCUUCGAGCCCUGUUGUCUUUGUGACAACGACAAUCCACACUCAAGCUGCUGCGGCUUCGCACACGCACACGCCCUCGACCACAACCAUCACCUCGAUUACAACCUUGGCGGUGACUUCAACUCGCACCAGCGAUGCUCAGGUCGCUGCUCCAACCGUCAUCGUGUCAGUUACCAAGCAUGUGCCCGCAGCACGAGAUGGUGAGCCGACGCCGACCGCGUUGAACGACCGUCCAACUGUGACGCCGCUCAACCGACGCCGUAAUUGGGCCUUUGGCCAGCAUUGAGCAUCAGCCG